CCGCAGCAGCCCGAGUCCCGGGAAGCGCGGGGCGCAUAGGGAGCCAGAGCCUGGCGUCCGUCUGGUUGCUCUGGAGCUGAGUCGCGUGGCCGCCUGCCGGCUCGCCUCUUGCCAUGGGGAGCACUGAGAGCAGCGAGGCCCGCAGGGUGUCCUUCGGAAUGGACGAAGAGGAGCGGGUCCGGGUGCUGCAGGGCAUCCGGCUGUCUGAGAAUGUGGUUAACCGCAUGAAGGAUCCCAACCAGCCUUGCAAAGCUGGGGAGCCAGCUCCGCCUCCUGCCCCUCCGCCUUCUACGCCUUCUACGGGUGGCUCCUCCAAAGGCCCUGAGAAAGACUCCAAACCGCCCAGGUCUGAGUAUGGUGGUGGCCGUCAGCCCUCGGGGGUGGAGGAGGAUUUCCUCAAGAGGUAUAAACAGGAGCAGGCCAAGGUCCAGGACGAGUUGUUCCAGGUGGUGACGAGGGAACGAGAGGCAGCCACCAAGCACAGGAGUGCGUCCACGCAGCGGGGGGAGGGCAGCGUUGACCAGGACAAGCGGAAGUCAACCCAGUUGGCCAGGGAGCUGGAGAGCCGGGAGGCAGAGCUGAGCCGUCGUGACACCUUCUAUAAGGAGCAGCUGGGACGCCUCGAGAGGAAGAAUGCCGAGAUGUACAAACUGUCUUCACAGCAGUUCCAUGAGGCAGCUUCAAAAAUGGAGGGCACAAUAAAGCCCCGCCGGACGGAGCCUGUGUGCUCAGGGCUGCAGGCCCAGAUCCUCCGCUGCUACCGUGACCACCUACAAGAAGUACUCCUGUGCUCGGACCUGGUCAAGGCUUACCAGCACUGCGUGAGCGCUGCCCACAAGGGUUGAGGAGCAGGCCUCCAUCCUGGCCCUGGUGGUGACUUGGAGCUCUGAAGAAGGAACCAGUGAUGGGACCACAGUCCGCAGACCCCUGGGCCACAGCCAUUUUCUCCUGGGUGCCUAUGGAUGUCUCUGUGCUUGGGGCUGCUGUGUGUUUGGGAAGUAGAGGAUGUGCUACUGUCCGAAAACAAAUAAAGCAAAUGUCUUUGUUUUCAGUCA
Messenger RNA from Neofelis nebulosa (Clouded leopard), 1055 nucleotides. It is a transcript of the gene CHCHD6, whose product is annotated as coiled-coil-helix-coiled-coil-helix domain containing 6. NCBI's taxonomy places the organism in Eukaryota, Metazoa, Chordata, Mammalia, Carnivora, Felidae. Gene Ontology annotation, cellular component: mitochondrion; MICOS complex. The transcript has 8 exons. The record is from RefSeq and is a predicted model, not a curated record. Gene Ontology annotation, biological process: DNA damage response; cristae formation. The coding region runs from base 114 to 845 and encodes 243 amino acids.